Molecule: messenger RNA, 2270 nt
Organism: Rubroshorea leprosula
Lineage: Eukaryota; Viridiplantae; Streptophyta; Magnoliopsida; Malvales; Dipterocarpaceae
Source: the annotation of a GenBank genome assembly
AGCGUCUGUGUGUCAAGUAAUUCAAUAUCCUCAGAAACUUUUUUAGGAACACUAUUCUGUGAUGGCAUAUACUCUUUUCUGAAUAGACCCUUUGCAGAUCCUUGCCCUCUUCCAGCACCGGGAGCAGGAGCAACAUGACUGGAUUGUUUCUUAACCCCAGAGUCUCGGUAGGAUAUGCUUCGAACCUCACCAUCCCAUCAGAUGUCCUCUGGUGGGAUCUGCAGUCAGAAGGAUAUUUGGAACGGGUAGAGGGUUCCAGCUACACCUGCCCAGAGUGUGACUUUUGUCUUCACAAGUCUUGUGCUGAGCUACCAAGGGAGAUCAAUCAUCCCUUUCACACGAGCCAUCCCCUCAUUCUUUAUGAGAAGCGACCAGAAAUCCACCGUUUUUAUCGAUGCAAUUCCUGUAGAAAAAGAUACAAAUCAGGUGAGGAAUUAUUUGUUUACCGAUGUUCUUCUUGUGACUUUGACCUUGACCUUAGAUUUGCUUUGCUUCCAAACUUGAUUUCUGGAGAUUUUCCAAAGCUGAAACAUUCUAGCCAUCAACAUUCACUCUUCUUCAUUCAAAACCACUAUAUUAAAACCCAAGAUCGAUCUUGCUUUGCAUGUGAGGAGCCGAUAUCAAGUCCUGUUUACUGUUGUUUCGAUUGCCAGUUUUUCCUUCAUCAGAAAUGCUUUGAGUUACGCCCUGAGAUCGAACACCCUAGUCACCGCAAACACUCUCUUAGUCUUCUACCCAACCCUCCACCUCAUUCAAAGAAAUUUUCUUGCCAUUUAUGCGCCAAAGCUUACAAGGGAUUCAUUUAUUGUUGUUCUCUUUGUGAGUUUGGCAUUAUGAUCAAGUAUACUUUCUCCGAUCAUAAAGUGAUCAAAAGUUUGAAUCAUGGGCAUCCAUUUAUCCUUGUAUCAAAACCAUUCUCUUUCGUUUGUAAUGCUUGUGGUACUGAUGGAGAGUACUGCUUUCCUUAUGUAUGCACUGAAUGUGACAUUGCAGUUCAUAAGGAUUACAUUUCACUCCCACAGAAGAUCAAGAUAACAAGGCAUAAGCAUCCAAUUUUCCAUAUUUAUUUCCUUGCAAACUAUGAGGGAAAAAACAAUAUGUGUAGAAUUUGUCGGGAUGAAAUUAAUAUGGAAUAUGGGAGUCACCACUGUCUACAAUGUGAUUACUUAGUUCAUGUGAAUUGUGCAACGGCAAAAAACUUGCGGGACAAGGAGUACUUUGAGGUGAAACAUGAAAGUAAGAAGUCCAAUGAAGCCUUGAAAAUGCCAUCGGAUGAAUGGGCUUCUAUUACUGGUGAUUUAGAGGACAGGAGUCGUGGAGAUCAGGAUGUAAGUGCCACUGAGAUUAAACACUUUAGUCAUCAGCACAACUUAAUACUUAAUAAUGAGAUUAAGGAUGAUACAGUUGCAAGGCCUGGCUCAUACAUGGCAACAAUUAGCCCUUCUAUUUCCGCUUCUCGUAAAACACUUUUUCCAAACACAGCAGACUUCAGUCCUGAGCAUAAGGAGGCAUCUUGGAUGAGGCUUAAAAGCUCCUCCAACAUCUCAUCAAGGCAGCCCUUCUUCCAGGUUUUCACAUCAGGGUCCAGGAAAUUUGAAAAGGCUGUUGUAAGAGCAGCUUCUGCAGCAAAUGACGAGAAUCCUUUGCCAGGACUGCCUAUUGAUUUGAGAGGUAAGAGAGCUUUUAUAGCUGGUGUUGCUGAUGAUGAUGGAUAUGGUUGGGCAAUAGCAAAGUCGCUUGCAGCUGCAGGAGCUGAGAUUCUUGUUGGGACAUGGGUGCCGGCACUUAACAUUUUUGAGAGCAGUCUAAGAUGUGGGAAAUUUGAUGAAUCACGAGUAUUGCCUGAUGGUUCUUUAAUGGAAAUUACCAAAGUUUAUCCCAUGGAUGCAGUUUACGACUGCCCUGAGGAUGUCCCUGAAGAUGUAAAAACAAAUAAAAGGUAUUCAGGAUCUUCAAAUUGGACAGUACAGGAGGUUGUUGAAUCUGUGAAAAAGGAUUUUGGCAGCAUUGACAUCCUCAUUCAUUCACUUGCAAAUGGAAGAGAGGUAAGCAAGCCCCUUUUAGAGACAUCAAGGAAUGGAUAUCUUGCAGUUCUCUCUGCAUCUAGUUACUCCUUUGUUUCUUUACUUAAGCAUUUUGCUCCAAUCAUGAAUCCAGGCAUGUUUUUCUUUUAAAUCUCAUCCUUUACUUCUCCAUAAGAAUUGCUGCCUAUUUUUGCUAUAAUUUAAGCAUGCCUAUUCAUCUUACAGGUGGUGCUUCAAUUUCUCUAA